AGCUCCUUGAUUAUGCGAAAUGGCAACCUCAACUUCUUGUGAUGUUAGUGAAAUAAGACAUGAUGUGUUCAUCAGCUUCACAGGCAUAGAUGUCCGCAGAGGUCUUCUUAGCCAUUUGAAAAGAGAAUUACAUCGCAAACAUAUUGAUGCCUAUGCGGAUGAGAGACUUGAUAAAGGGGGUGAAAUAUCAUCCUCACUUCUCAGAGCAAUUGAAGCCUCAAAAAUUUUAUUGGUCGUAUUCUCCAAACACUAUGCUUCAUCACAUUGGUGCCUGGAAGAGCUUGCCAAAAUGAUUGAAUGCAUGGAAACAAAUAAACAGAUUGUUCUACCUGUUUUCUUCGAUAUAGAUCCAUCAGAGGUUCGACACCAAUAUGGAGAUUAUGGAGAUGCUUUAGCUGAACAUGAAGAAGAGUUCAAGGAAAACAUGCAAAUUUGGAGAUCAGCUCUGAAAACAGCUGGUUGUUUAUCCGGAUUUCAUUAUCCAACAAAUUAUGAGAAUGAAUCUGAUCUUGUGGAGAAAAUUGUGGAAGACAUUUCAGUAAAAUUGAGCAAGUUUUACCCAAGUGAAUCAAAUGGUCUUGUUGGAAUUGAUCAAAACGUUACACAGAUUCAGUCGUUACUGCGAGUAGAAUCAAAUGAAGUUCUUUUUGUUGGAAUUUGGGGCAUGGGUGGCAUAGGUAAGACAACCAUUGCUCGUGCUAUAUUUGAUAAAUGUUCUCUUCAGUAUGAUGGCUGCUGUUUCUUCAAUGUAAGAGAAGAAUCAGAACGGCAUGGUAUCAGCAAUUUACGAGAGAGGCUCAUUUAUGAACUACUUGAAGGAGAAGGUCUCCAUAUAAACAAAGCAAGAUUCUUCCGUUCUGCUCCACGAAUGCUGGGUCGGAAAAAAGUUAUGGUAGUGCUUGAUGAUGUAAAUACUUCUGAAGAAUUAGGGUAUCUGGUCACAAAACCAGUUUGCUUCGGUGCAGGGAGUAGAGUGAUAAUAACAAGUCGAGAUCAGGAUGUGCUUAUAAGUGGAGGACUUGAUCAAAUUCAUGAGGUCAAGGAAAUGAAACCUCUUGAUUCUCUCAAGCUCUUCUGUUUGAUUGCCUUCAACGAAAGCCAACCCAAAAUGGGAUAUGAAAAACUAACUGAAGAGGUGCUUAAAAUCGCCCAGGGCAACCCCUUAGCCUUGAAAGUUUUAGGUGCAGAAUUCCAUUCCAGAAGUACUAUAGACACAUGGAAGUGUGCAUUAAGAAAAUUCAAGAAGUAUCCGAAUGAGAAAAUUCUAAAUGCGAUAAGAUUCAGUUAUGAUGGACUGCAUGAAGUAGAGAAAAAGGCCUUCCUAGACAUUGCAUUCUUUUUCCAAGAAGACACCAAAGCCUAUGUUAUAGAGCAACUGGAUGCAUGGGGACUUCAUGGAGCCAGUGGAGUGGAGGUUCUCCAACGAAAAGCUCUUAUAACAGUUUCAAAUGAUAAUAUAAUACAAAUGCAUGACCUGAUACGUCAAAUGGGUUGCGAAGUAGUUCGUCAAGAAUGUAUUACACAUCCAGGAAGACGCACCCGAUUGAGGGAUAAAGAGGAUGUAUACAGUGUAUUGAGGUAUGAACUGGGAAGCGAUAAGAUGGAGGGCAUGCAAGUAGACGUGUUUCGAAUUAAAGACUUGCCGCUGAAAGUAGGCACUUUUAAAAAGAUGCCUUGUCUGAGAUUUCUGAAAUUUUAUCUCCCCGAUGAUAAUAUUUUCCUGCCACCAAACCCGGAUGGAACGUUAUGGUAUGAAAAACGUCACUUUCCGUUGCUUUUAUCUGCAUGGUGCAAAGACCUCAUGAGAGUUGCAUGUGAGAUUCAGAUAAAAUGUGUCGACUACGUUUAUUUUGAUGGUUACUCGCAUCCUUCCCUAACAUCGACGCUAAGAAACCGUGGAAGGGAAAUACGAUCGUCGACAUCGAUGUCAUUGAACAAACUAACUGGUUCCCUCGGGGAUGUUGAAUGCUCAGAUAUACUUGAUCAACAAUUUAAGAUUCUGCCUGAUGGGCUACUUUGCCUGAGAUCUACUUAUUAUCUUAAGCUUUCUAAGAAGAGCACGGGGGAAGACAGUGCAAAACCCAAGUUGCACGUUCUGUUUGACGGCUUAAGGUUUUAUGAACGAAUAUCUGUGAGCAAGUUGAAGAACUCCGAUAUCGAGGGUAAUCGGACGUUGUUUCUUUAUUUUGCAGGUUUGAUCUUUCUAUUUUAUCCCUUUCUUCUCAAGAGACCUUGGUUUCAUUUCCUCUUUUCUUUUCGUUUUGCAUUCUUCUGCACUUUAUUUUUGUAUCUUUUAUGGAAAACCAUCCUUUGACACCCCAUACUCCCUCCCUCUUGUGAACUGCUGGCAGGGCAAAAACUUGUGACUGCAAUUAAAUUUUAACUUUUAUUUCAACUCUAUUGGGCAAUCGGCAACAAUGAAUCAAACUUUGUUUUAGCUUGUU
Messenger RNA from Vigna radiata var. radiata (mung bean), 2444 nucleotides. Its product is annotated as TMV resistance protein N-like. The record is from RefSeq and is a predicted model, not a curated record. Gene Ontology annotation, molecular function: ADP binding. Lineage: Eukaryota; Viridiplantae; Streptophyta; Magnoliopsida; Fabales; Fabaceae. The transcript has 3 exons. The coding region runs from base 20 to 2314 and encodes 764 amino acids. Gene Ontology annotation, biological process: signal transduction; defense response.